Effrenium voratum is the source of this 1659-nucleotide messenger RNA. The record is from the annotation of a GenBank genome assembly. NCBI's taxonomy places the organism in Eukaryota, Dinophyceae, Suessiales, Symbiodiniaceae.
UCGGGCCCCGAAGAAAUGAACUGUUUUGGUGCCACCCCUGUGCUCCAGCCAUGUUUGCAUGUGCAUUGCUGUCGCGCGCCAUUGGCAUGCCGCAGCGAUUUUCUGGACAUCCUACACUUGUCCAAUGCCAUUUACAAGGGAGGCAUCCAACGACCUCGAUGUGAUGGCGCCUCCCGGCGAGCAGACCUUCGUGGAUGCUCCGCGCAUGGCGGCCCGAUCCGUGGCACUGAUGGAGAAGAGGCGCCAAGCCAAGGCCGCUCAGGCAAAGAUGCAGGAGCCGGCCAGGACAAAGCGAGAACUUUGGGCUGACAUCAUGACGGAUGAUGAGGACACCUUUCCCAGUUGGACGCCCUCCCCUUCCCGACCACAGCAGCAGUUGAAGGUGGCACCACCCGCACCCCAGACGACCCAGGAGGCUGAAGGCCUGAGCUGGGACCCGCUGGGCCUGGGAUCCGCUGAGACUGAUGCUACCGACCUUCAGAUGCCCCGCACUAAAACCCUUCCUCAAAAGGCCGGCUUUGACAAGUUGUCUUGGAGCACCGCAGCCACAGACUCCGUGGAGACAGAGCAGACAGACGAGGCCGGCAGUGUGUCCGAGCUCUCAACCACAGAGGCUAGCUGGAGCCAGGAUGAGUGUGGGGAGCAAGCAGCCCAGCCUGUGCAGCAAGUGCUGAUGCCAAUGCAGUUGCCAAUGCAGCUGCCAAUGCAGCAGAUGGCCGGAGUGCCGAUGAUGCAGAUGCCCCAGGUGCCCCACGUCCAGCAAGUGCCCAUGCAGCAGGUGCAGAUGCAGGCGCCGAUGCAGGUUCAGCAGCCCCGCGUGAUGGUGGCAGUGCCCAUGCAGAUGCAGCAGCCUUCGGUGGUGGGCAUGGGCAUGCUGCCCUUCGUCAUGCCAUUGAACGGGACCAACUUCAGCGGCGUGCCCCACCUUCAGUAUCCGGCGCAGCAGCAGCAACAGCAGCACCAGCAGCACCAGCAGCAGCAGCAGCAGCAGACACAGAGCUGGCAGCAGGAGCAGGAAGAGGAGGAGCAGAUCGUGCCCGCAGGCCCGCCUAGUGGCAAAUCCCACCGCUUCCACCAGAAGAACUCCAGCAUGGGCAUCCUGUCUUCCGACGCCCGUACCUUCACCAAGCGCUACAACAAGGGCAGGCUGAGCAUCAUUUGCGAGAACAAGGUCCACUUCCACGGCUCCGUGCGCUAUGCGGUUCGAUUCACCGAGGGCGAGCUGUGCAGUGCAGAUGGGGUGGGCUUUAUUCUUUCGUCGGAUUUGCCCUGCACUCGGAACAUCCAGAAGAUUGUGUCCAUCUUCGCGAACCGCACAGGUCGUAUUUGUGUGCGAGUCCACGAAGAGGUUGAGCGCUGCCAGCAGCGGGUGAAGUGCCUUGAGAUCGGCGACUGGCUAGAGGUGGGUGCUGACCUGGUGAACCAGACCGUGAGCUUCACCGUGUGGCCCCAGGACGGUUCAGCCCCAUCCUUCGCCACCGUUUCCUUCAAAGAUAUCCUCAAGCAGGCCCGAGGCAAAGUGAACGGUCUGCCCCGCAACCCGUGCGGCUUCCUGGCAGUGGUGGUCAAGCACGUGGGGGUGUCAGUGAAUUUCGGAUCCUAAUUCCGUCAAAAGUGAAUUGCACAGCAAGAGAGACGCGGGGGAUGCCGACCAAAACA